Messenger RNA from Malassezia restricta, 3810 nucleotides. RefSeq names its product DNA polymerase zeta. Gene Ontology annotation, molecular function: DNA-directed DNA polymerase activity; DNA binding; nucleotide binding. NCBI's taxonomy places the organism in Eukaryota, Fungi, Basidiomycota, Malasseziomycetes, Malasseziales, Malasseziaceae. Gene Ontology annotation, cellular component: zeta DNA polymerase complex; nucleus. The transcript has a single exon. The record is from RefSeq and is a predicted model, not a curated record. Gene Ontology annotation, biological process: double-strand break repair via homologous recombination; error-prone translesion synthesis. Bases 1 to 3810 code for a protein of 1269 amino acids.
AUGCCCACAGGUGAGCCGCUAGCCUUGUACCUGUUACAUGUAGAGCACACGCUACAACAACCCUGUGAUCUUGAUACGUUUCAGAGUCCGUUUGGGACAAACGGUCGCCUUGAGCGUGUUCCCGUCCUGCAUGCCUUCGGUGCCAUGCGCGACGGUACGCGGUGCUGUGUCCACAUCCACAAUGUGUUUCCCUAUUGCUAUGUGGAAUACCGUGGAGCGCUGGACGAGCAUGCCGUACAGGCAUACACAAAGCGGCUGGCUCGCGCACUGAAUGCAGCUUUUGCUACAUCGCUGCCUCCAUCCCUCGUACAACCGCAGCAUCAAUACAUUGCCGCCAUCCAUCUGUGCAAGGCCAAGCUCUUUUAUGGGUACCAUGACCGAUGGUCGUACUUUCUCAAAAUAUCAUACACGAAUCCGGCGCUUCGCAUGCGACUCUCUACUUUUCUCGAGCAAGGGCGCGCCAUGCAUACAUUCCAGCCGUACGAGGCACAUGUUCAAUACCAUUUGCAAUGGAUGCUCGAUUACAAAGUAUUUGGCUGUGACUGGGUCUUUUUCGAGCAUGCUAUCUCCCUGCCUCGCUCUACGUCUUGUCGUGUCGAAGUGCAUGCCCAAGCGCAUGACAUUUUGAAUCGGCGAGUAAACCACGCUUCCGAUUCCCAGGCAUCCCAAUCGAGCUUCCAAGACGAUCCUGUGGUUCCCAGCUUACGUGCAUUAUGGAAGCAGUACCGAGAACGCCGCGCGCAAUAUGACAUGGGCCCACCACCUUCUCUUACAGGCGAACGUUCCGUCGAUGCAUCGGAUAGGGCGUGGGAUGCUACGUCUCGUAUGCUGUGCCAAUGGGAAGAUCGUGUUCGUCAAGCUCCUGCUGGACCUGCUUCGCCACCGCCACUUGAUGCUCAUGUGCCUGCUGCAUAUGACACCGUCGAACUGUUUCACGAGACGCGACCUAGUACGGCGCAUGUCGAGACCUGCUCUUCGUCUACGUUGACUCCCUCAAGUCUAGUAGUGCCAUCGACUCCGUCGAUGAAUUCGAGUGCUCCCAUCUCCACGCCGCGGCCGCGCAUCAAGUCGCGUCGCGCUACGUCCUCUCUCUUCUUGUUUCAUGCACCGCCUUUGUCAUGCGCAGAACUGGACCAAACAUGGUCUCAGUACAACUUACUGCCCAUCGAGUAUCAGACAUGUCAUUAUACAAGUACCGCUGAUGUGCCGCGGCAUCAUGGCUUCUCUACAGCUCUCGAUGGACUCGAGGCGUUUCGCGGCCGCUCGCCUCGCCUUUCACGCGCUGUGGGUCGUAUCCCACGGUGGCAAUGGGCCCAUGCACCUCCAUCGCAUGCCCAAGUAAGCGCGUGGCUUGCACCGGAAAGAGGCACACAGCCAAUGAUUCUGGCCACGCCUAACUCGCAGGAAUCAGGGCCUUCGGAGAAAAAGUACCUCUCGACCUUGUGCAUUGAAGUCCUUGUCCACACGCAGGGAGACCAUGUACCCAAUCCACAGCACGAUCCCAUCUCAUGCAUAGCUUACUCGUGGAUGGAAGAAGCGGAUAACAGUGCCACGGGCUACGUGUAUUCCUCAGGUGUGCUCCUCGUGAGUGAAGAACACGUCAAGCUGGCUCUCCCCAUCUUGACCGUGCCCUCGGAACGCGCCCUACUUGAUACGCUUAUUUCGCUUGUUCGAUCCUGGGAUCCAGAUAUCCUUGCAGGUUAUGAUCUAUCACGCUCGUCUUGGGGUCUACUCGCGAACCGUGCACAGGCCGCGCAUGGAAUCGACAUGGCGCAGGAGCUCGGGCGCAUGUACGGCGCGAAGGACUAUUGUGGCCGUAGUGUCCUCAACGUCUGGCGCUUGAUGAGCACGCACAUUGCAUUGUCGCAAUACACGCUAGAGCAUGUGGUGCUUCACGUCCUCCAUGAGCGUUCGCCAGUGUACAGCUGGGCCACGACCGCCACCUGGAUGCAAUCACGCCAAGCGACAGACAGGGAGCGAGCGCUAUCGUAUGCGCUGCGACGCGUGAAGUACUGUGCACUUCUUCUCGCCAAGACUGAAGUAUUGCUACGCACUGCCGAAUUUGCGCGCAUGUACGGCGUCGACUUUUUCUCGGUUCUCUCUCGUGGAUCACAAUUCCGCGUCGAGUCCGUCGUUCUUCGCAUCACCAAGCCGCGGAGCUUUAUGCUGCCAUCACCAUCCCGAGCGCAGGUAGGCCGCCAGAAUGCGCCCGAGUGCAUCCCGCUCGUCAUGGAGCCGCUGGCUAACAUGUACCACAGCCCUGUGAUUGUACUCGAUUUCCAGUCUCUGUACCCCUCGAUUAUGAUGGCUUACAACAUAUGCUAUUCCACGUGUCUUGGUCGGAUCGCCCCAUUCAAGGGCACGUACAAGCUUGGAUUCACUGAUUAUACACCUGACGAACACACGCUGCGCGCGCUGCGUGAUGACGUCUACCUCCUUCCCAAUGGCCUUGCUUUUGUCAAGCCACAUAUCCGUGAGGGCGUGCUGCCACGCAUGCUUCGAGAGGUGCUCAGUGCCCGGGUCAUGACCAAGCACACACUUCGUGUGAUGCACAUGCAUCGCGGUAUGCAAAAAAGACUUCAAGCUCAGCAGCUGGCCCUUAAGCUGCUAGCCAAUGUAACGUAUGGCUACUGCGGUGCUACGUUCUCAGGUCGUAUGCCCUGCGUCGAGAUCGCCGACUCGAUUGUACAGGCAGGGCGCGAGACGCUUGAGCAUGCCAUGUCCCUCGUGGAGCGGACGCCUGAAUGGGGUGCGGAGCUGGUGUAUGGCGACACAGACAGCCUGUUUGUCCAUGUGCCUGGCCGAAGUAAAAAUGAUGCCUUCCGUAUCGGCCGUGAAAUUGCUGAGCGUGUCUCAGCGCUGCAUCCUGCCCCUGUGCUUCUCCGUCUGGAAAAAGUGUACCAACCCAGUCUGCUCGUUUCAAAGAAGCGGUAUGCUGGGUACCGCUUCGACUCACCUCAACAGGCACGAGCCGUUCUUGAUGUUAAAGGCCUCGAAAUGAUCCGGCGCGAUGGUCAUGCCGUGCAGCGGCGCUUACAAGAGGCUUGCAUACGUCUCUUGUUCGAAACUCGUGACCUGUCGGCCGUCAAGCGCUACUGCCAGCGGCAGUGGACGAAACUGUAUGCAGGCCAGAUAUCGCCGCAUCUUUUGAUCAUAUCUCGUCAGGUGAGACUUGUGUAUGCAUCACAGGCAUCUCUGCCGCCGGGUGCUGUCGUCGCCAUGCGACAACAUAGGCUCUUUGGACUGGCGCCUCACGACGGUGAGCGUGUCCCCUAUCUCAUUGUGCACGGUGCUCCCGCGUCCAAGCUGCAAGACUUGGCAAUUGCCCCUUCGGAGCUGAGCACAUACCCGCUCCAUAUGGAGUACUAUGUACAGCGCACGAUUCUGCCGGUACUCGAUCGCAUUCUUGGUCUCGUUGGGGUAAAUGUAUACGCAUGGCAUGAUGCUAUGCCACGCACGAGCAAUACGCGUGCAUCGUGGUCCUUGGCACCCUCCUGCCACGUAUGUGGAUACAAUGGACCCGACGACAUUUGUGUCGAUUGCUUGCGCAAUCCGGAAACGUCCAUGUACCGCGCAACCUGUGCCCUUUACGCCGCUGAGGCCCGGCAAUUGGGCCUUUACUCUAUGUGCACUACAUGCGCUCACACAAAAGAGCAACCACCGUGCAAAGCCUAUGACUGCGCCUUGCUUUACGCUCGUGCCGAACAAGAACGGCGCAUUCGUGUCUUGUCCACGUUGCCUGCGCGACUCGAAAAAGCAUGGCUUGCCGAACCGGACGAGCUACCCCAGUCCGACGCAUGGACGUGGUAG